AAAACGUUGCCUGUGUGAACCAGACGUAAGACUGGUAAAAUGUCAAAAUUUACAAAUACUACGGUUUUGUGACGUCAUUUUUUGUUUGUUAUAAAACAGUAUUCAUUGACAAGACAUAUGUAAAGUAAAGGGGGAAUUGAGCCAACAAUUGAAAGAAAAAUAAAUACAACAAUAUAUUCAGUUAUCUCUUCACAAAUAAUGGCUUCGUUGUUUAUGAGAUAAAAAAGGGCACAACAGUUUUUCACAUAAAACAGUCCACUUCGAUUGAGUUUUGUUCGAAAUUGUGAUUUGAUAUUUAUAUAUUUAUUUAUCAAAAAAAUAAUGUCGUACAAUAAUUACACGGGUGAUAUCGUACAUUUGAAUGUCGGUGGGAAAAAGUUCUCAACAUCGCGACAAACUUUAACCUGUAUACCCGAUACAUUUUUUACAGCAUUGCUCAGUGGCCGAAUUUCAAGUCUGCGUGACGAGGGUGGAGCCAUUUUUAUUGACCGUGAUCCAACAUUAUUUGGAAUUAUUUUAAAUUAUUUACGCACACGUGAUAUUGAUAUCAAACAAUGUGAUUUAAGAAUAUUACGACAUGAGGCCGAAUAUUAUAACAUUUCACCAUUGGUACGACGAUUGAUUUUGUGCGAAGAUCUAAAUCAUUCAUCAUGUGGCGAUGUUUGGUUUUAUGCACAUUUGACACCGCCCGUGGUUCCCGGACAAGACAUAAGUGAAACGACGACAUUGGCAAUGACAUCAACAACACAAACAUCUACUACAAUGAGUCAGGCUUCAACAUCAUCUUCGGUUGAAACAAAUGUAUCACAAGCAUCGGCCACGCCUUGUUCGGCCAAUCAAGAACCAUUCACGGCUACAGUUGCAACCGCUCCUGUUACUCUAGCAUCUGGAAGUAUGAUUAAUGCUCGACCAGGCUCAAUGGUUCGCGUUCCAGAAAUUGCCAAUGGACGAAGUGUUGUAUAUUCACAUUAUCGCCAACGAGACGAAUUUGAAGGUCAACGCGAUGAAUUUGGCCAACGUGAAGAAUAUAAUUUGCAAAGAGACAGUUCGUUUAACAGUAUAAAUAAUGCAUCAUCAUCUCGUCAUUCGGGUCAUUCGCGUAAUUCUUCUUGGGAUCUUCGAUCGUACAAUGGAAACACGGCACAGCGAAAUGCCCAAGGAUGGAAUGCAUCGGCACAUUCACGAACCGCAUCAUUAGAUAUGCGACAUUCAAGAAAUUCAUCGGCUGAUCUCAACAAGAUAAUUCGCAAUGAUGUUGGCCUCGUUUUUAAUCCACAUCAACAAUCGACCGGUUUCUAUGACCCACUUCGUGUACAAAUAAUCAAGGCACAUCAUAAUUGGAUUUCAGCCGCAUAUCCACACUUUGUCACAUGUUAUCGUUUGAAAGAUUCGUCUGGCUGGCAAUUGGUAUUCACGUCACCGUACAUUGAAGCAACCAUUGAACGUUUAGCGAUAAAAGUGAAUUUUUCGAAUGCAAAUGAAAAAACUCAAAGCAAAAUGGUGGCCAUUUCGUAUGGCAACCAAAUUCGAUUGUGGCGCGUAUCAGACGAUGGAAAUAAAAGUGAUGUGGGCAUAUUCAAUUUAAAUGUUCGUGUUGAAUAUUUAUUUUUUAUCGGCAAUCAAUUGGUGGCACUGUCAUCAUCUGGUAAAAUUGGUGUCUGGCAUGCGAUGACACAACAUUGGCAAAUCCAAGAUCUAUGCCCAAUUUUAGCAUUUGAUACGGCUGGCUCGUUUUUGCUAUUAGGAUGUAAUAAUGGCAGCAUUUAUUAUAUAGAUAUGCAAAAAUUUCCACUGCGAAUGAAGGACAAUGACUUAUUGGUCACUGAAUUAUACAAAGAUCCAACACUUGAUCACAUUACCGCCAUAUCUGUGUAUUUAACACCAAAAACCACAACACCGGACAAAACGAAAGAAGGUCUGUGUGGCAAUUGGAUUGAAAUCGCAUAUGGUACACGCUCUGGCAGUGUACGGGUUAUUGUUCAGCAUCCAGAAACGGUUGGACAUAGUCCACAAUUAUUCCAAACAUUUACUGUUCAUCAAAGUCCCGUUACCAAAGUAAAAUUGUCGGAAGAGUUUUUGAUAUCUGUGUGCAGCGAAUAUAAUCAUGUGAGAACAUGGCGUGUACCACGAUUUCGAGGAAUGAUUUCAACGCAACCCGGCUCUACGCCAGAAGCAUCAUUCAAGAUUGUUUCGUUGGAAUCAACUGACAGUGCGUACAGCUAUUCAGCUGGAAAUGAUUUCGGACCGUUCGGAGAACAAGAUGAUGAGCAAGUGUUUGUACAAAAAGUAAUACCGGAAACAGAUCAACUGUAUGUCCGUUUGGCAUCAAAUGGUGAUCGCGUCUGUGUAAUCAAAUCAAUUGAUGGAUCGACCAUAACAUCGUUUUGUGUACAUGAAUGUGAAAAAUCAUCUCGCAUGGGAUCGAUGCCACGGCGUUUCAUUCUAUCUGGUCACAGUAAUGGAGCCAUUCAAAUGUGGGAUCUAACCACAGCUUUAGAAUUUAUUCAAAAGAAAGAAUCAGCAGUUCAAUCGGUUGGAGGUGGACCAACGCCAGAAGAACUAAUUCAAUUGUUGGAUCAAUGCGACAUCAGCAAUAGUCUAUGCUCAACACCGUGUAUGUCACCUUGCCUCUCUUCCAUGUCAUCCAACACAAUAACUAGGCUAAAGGCAUCGAACGUUGCAUUUUUAAAUCAAGUUCACAACACUGAGUAAUUCAAAGCAAUUUAAUACAUAAUUUGUUAAUUCUUGCGAUCAAA
Contarinia nasturtii (swede midge) is the source of this 2756-nucleotide messenger RNA. RefSeq names its product SH3KBP1-binding protein 1. The transcript is spliced from 9 exons. Lineage: Eukaryota; Metazoa; Arthropoda; Insecta; Diptera; Cecidomyiidae. The coding region runs from base 322 to 2712 and encodes 796 amino acids. Gene Ontology annotation, molecular function: protein binding. The record is from RefSeq and is a predicted model, not a curated record. Gene Ontology annotation, biological process: protein homooligomerization.